AUUCACGACCCACGACAGACGACGAGUUGAGACAGUUCCCACGACCGCCAUCAUGCCUUCCGAAGUCUCCGAUAUCAAGCAAUUCAUUGAGAUUUGCAGGCGCAAGGAUGCUAAAUCGGCCCGCAUAAAGAAGAACCAGAAGACCAACAACAUCAAGUUCAAAGUCCGAUGCCACCGCUUCAUCUACACGCUCGUGCUCAAGGAUACCGAUAAGGCUGAGAAGCUGAAGCAGAGUCUACCGCCAGGGCUUACGAUCACGGAUGUCGGUGGGAAGAAUCCUAAGGGCAAGCGGUCGUCAUAAACGAAGCGGAGAGGGUGAUGUGGAAGGCUACACACGAGGUAUAGCAGAAUGGAGGGAUGAUGCAUGAUGGAAAGAAGGGUGGAUGGGCGUCUCGUCGGGUUGUUUCUCUCAAUCAGUCAGUCCGCCAGUCAGUAAAUGACUGGCAUAAUGGCAUCUCCCUGUUUGAGGGAGAGCCAUGGAAUGGAAAAUCUGCACUUCACGUGGUUUAGAGAGAGUUGUACUCAGGGAUGAUAUUAUUAACUGAUGACAUUAAUGAUCUCUAGGUGUUUCGGUGCAACAACAUUCUUAUGGCUAGCAAGUACUCCUUCAGCCAACAUCUAAAUGUACCUUUGGAUCCAAUAGUACCGCCCUAACGUCCGCCUUCUUGAGGUCUGAGAAACGCGACAAGGAAACAGCAUCAUCAUU
This is a messenger RNA of Lindgomyces ingoldianus, 706 nucleotides long. RefSeq names its product ribosomal protein L38e. The coding region runs from base 53 to 301 and encodes 82 amino acids. Gene Ontology annotation, cellular component: ribosome; cytosolic large ribosomal subunit. The transcript has 3 exons. The record is from RefSeq and is a predicted model, not a curated record. Gene Ontology annotation, biological process: translation; protein-RNA complex assembly. Gene Ontology annotation, molecular function: structural constituent of ribosome. Lineage: Eukaryota; Fungi; Ascomycota; Dothideomycetes; Pleosporales; Lindgomycetaceae.